Molecule: messenger RNA, 393 nt
Organism: Phasianus colchicus (ring-necked pheasant)
Lineage: Eukaryota; Metazoa; Chordata; Aves; Galliformes; Phasianidae
Source: RefSeq, a predicted model, not a curated record
CUCCCCCAUCUCAUCACCUCCUCAUUGUCCCCAGAGUGAUGCCUUCAUGUCCCUCAUGGGCUUCGGCUGCGGGAUGGACUUCGACUCAGACAAAGCCUACAGGGACGUGGCCUGGCUGGGGGACUGCGAUGAGGGCUGCCUGGCACUGGCAGAGCUGCUGGGCUGGAAGAAGGAGCUGCAGGAGCUGGUGAGGAAGGAGCACGCGGCCAUUGAUGCCAUGGCAGCCCAGGAGGAUAAGAGCAGCACCUCAGGGGGUGACCCCAAAUCCCGGAGGGGCCGCACCGAUGGCUCGGGGGGGGGCACUGAGAGCAGAGGAGCUCCCAGCAAACACCAGGAAGACGGCAAAGAAUCAUAGAGAGGAGGGUGGUGACAUUAAACAGCACUGCAGACGUA